AUGGCCGAGCUCAAAAUUGGCUCGAAGGAACGAAGGAAAAGUUUCAGCAUGUUCAGCCCAGCCUCAACAUCCUCAGCCCCACUUCUACGACCUCCGAUUCACGACCGAACCCCCUCUGAUGAUACCUUCUCGAAGAAUAAGAAGUCCCGUCGCAACUCGGGCUUUUUUGGCCGGUCCCAAAGCCCGAAUCGAUGGUCAACGGGACCCAAUGUCCUCCGCCGACCAGGCACUGCGGGAGAGACAGCCGCCUGGUCUGCGGCUAUGUCCUCUGCAGCCACGCCCACCCUGGAAGUUCCUCAACCACGUCGCAAGUCAUUGCAGAAGAAGCGCAAUUCGGUCUUUGGAUCUUUGAAGUCACUUCAUUCUCUGGAAGACGAUGACCCUCUCAGUGCCUCCGUUGGGUCAUUGGGCGACGAGCAUUCCGGGAUUAGUCCCCGAAAUGGGAUCUGGUCCUCCGCCAUCCUCCAUCAUGGAGCACUCCAAACGACAGGCGGUAUGUGGCGAAAGAAGAGCCAGUACCUGGUCCUCACCGACAGCCACAUAAUUCGUUUCAAAAACCAGGCCAAGGCGGCCGACUCCUUCCCUUCAAUCCCGCAUUCGUAUGCACGGGCUCCUGCCUCGCAUCGCCAAUCCGUCGCCUCAAUUAGUUCACUGCAGGACAUGCAGCUCUUGGUUGCAGAACCCUCUGCAGGGAUUCCGUUGAACAGCAUUAUUGCAGUGUACAUGCUGGAGGACGCCCGAGUCUCCCCCCACGGUGGAGUUCAAAUGCAGACAUCUGACCUCCAGGAACUACAGCUUUGGAUGGUGGGUAUUCGCCAAGCCGCACAGAUGGCACGGGCAAACGACCCUCUACCUUUCGACCGGGGCUCGGUUGAGUAUGUAACAAGGAUGUUGGAACAUGAACGAGAUUACGACCCGGCUGUAUUCCGAAUGUUCCGGGUCAUACAGAUUGCCUCCAGCAAGUCUCCUACACGUUCGUCUUCCGAUGACCUGACCAAACUGUCGCCUACUGGCUGCUACCUCGCCAUUGGACUGCACAAGGUCCACUUGAUUCCGAUGCAGAAAGCAGCCAAUCGAUCGUCCGUUGUGUCGUUGUCUGACCUGGAGACCACCACAUCAUUUGGCCUUAUGAAUCUGACUGGUCUGUCAAUGGAAUACGGGGACGAUAGUCUGCAUUUAACUUUCCGUACCCCUUUGAAGAAAGCGUUCAAUGUGUUCCUUGCUUCAGUUCAUUCGGUCGAAGUUGCUUGUUGGAUCCGACAACAUACCGAGUACCUGCGCCCAUUGUGGACACAACAGCCGUAUGAUUUCGUGGUACCACGUGAGCUACAGAACGAAAACUUUCCACCUGCUGCUCUGGAUGAAGAUUAUGGCUGCUUCGACCGCACAUUAGUUGCUUAUUCGGCUAGUUAUGACGUCGAUACAUCCAACAUUCGGUAUACCAUCGACUUGGAAUGUGAAGAUGCACCAUGCUUUCGCCUUCUUCGACCAGCAUCUUCAAAAACUUCGCGCUACAGUGCGCAUGAGCUGAUCGCUGUUAUGCGUGCUCUCCGAUACAAUGAAUCAUUUCGAUCGAUCUCGUUCCGUGGGGUAAACCUCGAUGCAUUGCAGGGUCUUCGUGAUGUACUUGGGGUGGAUGUUGAUGUUCAUCUUGACCGAACUGGGUCCCUCGUAAACAUCCCAGGGCAGACCAAUUUGACUGUUCUGUCCCAGGAGGUGCGUGCCUUGGCAUUGAAGAGCCAAUCACUUCGUCGACUCGACUUCUCGUACUGUCUAACACGAACGCCAACUCCAACUCUGGACAAAGGUAGCCGGGACCCUGGCUGUGGCAUCCCUGAGGCUAUUUUCCCAGUUUGUCGUCGUGAAUUAACCAAUGUGGAUUGGGUUGUAUUGAAUGGAAUCAAACUGGGCGAGUCUGACCUGGACUAUCUAGUCGACGCCGCAUCGCAGAGACGAAGCCAUUUGCGAGCUUUGGAGGUCGGCGAUUGUGGGCUAUCUGUGCACGAAAUAGACCUCUUGCUGUCUACCAUCGUUGCUCAGGAGUCAACUCUCGAAGCCAUCAACAUCUCGGGGGUGCAAGGCCGUUUGAAUCCCGAUGUGCUGCAGCAGUAUAUUGGGUACUUUGGCCAGAUUAGGAAGGUCAAUCUUUCUCGCAUACCCAGGACAUCGGGCUCUGACCCUCUAAUUACAGCAGAGAUGCUGUUCAAUUGGCGGCUUGAAGAACUGAUUCUCAGUCGAACAGCGGUGAACCGCGAAACUGUGGACUCUCUCGCUACUUAUCUGGCCAGUGAUCGGUCCCAAAAUCUUCGCACACUUCGCCUUGAUCAGUGUGGCCUGACUGGAGAGGAUGUUGCCAUGUUCAUGCAUUCGAUGUUUGCCGGCCCAGGCAGACCGCGAAGCCUCCAUUUGCAUGUCAACGAGAAUCGUCUUGACAAUGGCUGUUCUUUCCUUUUCGAUGCGAUCGCUAAAAACCUGACUCCGUCCCAUCUUUCCAUGCAGAUGAUUGACUUCAAGAAAGAAGAGCACUUCCGACAGUUGGUCGAUGCGGUGCGCAAAAACAAUACUCUUCGCUAUCUGGAUAUCUCGAAAGCUUCUCUUCCAUAUGAUGCUGGUCCGGAGACCUGUCGAGCGCUCCAGUUGAUGUUUGAGGAGAAUGAUACCCUCGAAGCUUUGGACAUUAGCGGAGAGAGUGCGCAUCUAGACGUUGCACGCUUCGGAAUUGGUCUCAAUCUUGCACUGACUGGUCUGAAGAAGAACACAUCACUCAAGGUCCUGAAGAUUGAGCAUCAAAAACUCGGCCUUCAGGGCGCAAACACGUUGGCAUCUGUACUUGAGGAAAACGAAUCUCUACGAGAAGUACACUGCGAGAACAACGACAUCAAUCUACAGUCAUUCACAGUACUGGUAAAUGGUCUGCAAUGCAACCGUACCCUGCUCAGCCUCUCCAAUAUGAACCGAGACCGACAUAUGUCUCUCGACAAGGUUCGUCGAGAAGUUGACAAUGUUCGUUGGGAUGCGGGCACCACUCAUAGCUCGACGGCAAGCUCGAUUCGUCGUUCUUUGCAUGCAGCCAUGGGUACUAAGAGUCACCGUCUAAGCAAACACCAACCAGCCAACUUUUCCGCAUCGCCUACGGAGAACUCGCAACUUGCAGCUCAGAACGUGGAAUUCAUUCUGCAGUCCCUCCACCGCAAAUGGGAUAUGGAAAUUUCUCGGUUGCAGAGGUACCUCCUGCGUAACUACAAUGUUACUCAUGGAAUCGAAGAUCCAGAAACAGAUGAUGCUGCUAGCGAUGGACGUCCUGGGACCGCAGCAAGCCUGGGAACAAUGCUCGAUAACUUCAAGUUCGAAGUUGCCGUGUCUGCAGACGAAGUUCAUGCCUCUCCCCCUGACGAUUCCGCUGCAUCAAUCCACCUCCCCCAGGAAGUCACGGCUCUACCCUCAACCGAACGCCGCGAUUCAGAGCCUAGACUCAAGGUCCCAUCUAAGACCUCGCGCACGGCCAGCCGAAUGAAGAGCGUGCCCAACCUGCGACCACAAACCGCCCGCACAUCACAAAUCAUGCCUCCGGGUUACGGUUCUUCCAGCCCUUCUUCCGCGCGCCUCGCCCUUCCCGUCCCUCCUCUACCCUCAGCGGUGACCAAGGCAAGCAGUGUUCGCAGUGCCCGCAGCUCCAGCACCGUCUCAACUGGCACUGGUAGCGCGCGCAGUACAUACGGGACAGCUUCGUCCUCUCUAAGAAACUUCCUGACUGGCAGCGCCUUGAAGGAGCGACGACGAGUGGAGUCGAUACGCCCUAUUCGUGUAUCAAAUGUAUCAAAUGACAGCCCCCCCACAGCUAGACUGGGCACCGCCAAAACUCGAUUUGCAGGAGCUACAGUAGCUUCCCUUCGCUAUGCCCGGACCAUGCGAGAUGUACAGCAAGGGAAUCAAUCUCCCACCACACCCUACCUAUAUCACACCUCCCGUUCACUUCUCCACGAAGCAUGUCUUCAGAAAUUCCUGUAUAGGAUUCUCGAGCGCACACGACUUUCUCGCCUCCUAUAUAUGGAUCUUUGCCAGGUUGAGCUUUUCUGA
Messenger RNA from Penicillium waksmanii, 4077 nucleotides. RefSeq lists its product as uncharacterized. The transcript has 3 exons. Bases 1 to 4077 code for a protein of 1358 amino acids. Lineage: Eukaryota; Fungi; Ascomycota; Eurotiomycetes; Eurotiales; Aspergillaceae. The record is from RefSeq and is a predicted model, not a curated record.